UUAUUUAUGAGUGGUCAAAUUGUAAACAUAACCUAUUUGAUUAGAAGAAAUGAUUUAUGAGAAAUGCUACAUUUAUUAUUGCUAAAGGCUAAGAUAUAAGUGUUGUUUAUUUAUCCAAAUAGAGAAUUGAUCAGACCGAAAAUGCCACUGUCUUCGAGGGGUUUGUAUUUAAAUAAAUCUUUUUUGGGUAGAAGCCGGCCUGGCUCAAGAAGAAAUUGGUCAAGUGCUAUUAGUUCCAGAGACGAUUAUUUUAUCACAACUCCUAUAUUUUAUGUCAACUCAUCUCCUCAUAUUGGUCACCUGUACACAUCGCUGUUGGCUGAUGCAGCCCAAAGAUUUCAAAGGCUUUUGUGUAAAAAAGAUGUUCUCUUCAUGACUGGCACGGACGAACAUGGAUCAAAGAUACAACAAGCUGCUGCAAAUUUUAAAACCGAACCAAUAGAUUACUGUGAUAAAAUCUCAUCAGAGUACAAAGAUCUUUUCAAACAGUUUGGUGUAGAUUAUUCACAUUUUAUAAGAACAACGAAUAAGAACCACAUAAAUGCUGUUCACCAUUUUUGGAACCAGUUGUUGGCGAGAGGUCACAUAUACAAGGGACAGUACUCUGGGUGGUAUUGCACAGCUGAUGAGGCGUUCCUUACUGACACUCAGCUGACUGAGGUCACAAACCCUGACGGAACUAAGGUCAAGGUCAGUGCCGAGUCUGGUCGACCAGUCGAGUGGACGGAAGAAACCAACUACAAGUUCAAACUUAGUUCUAUGCAGGACGAUCUGCUGCAUUGGCUGAAAGAUGAACGAGUUGUCUACCCCGACAAGUUUCACAAGCAGUUGGUAGGCUGGGUGAAGGAAGGUAGCUGUCUACAGGAUGUGUCAGUAUCUCGGCCAAUCUCCAGGGUGCGCUGGGGAGUGCCAGUGCCAGGCUCUACCGACCAGACUGUAUACGUGUGGCUGGACGCUCUCGUCAGCUACUUGACGGCUGCUGGCUACCCUGACCUUCGCUCCUGGCCUCCCACCAGACAAAUCCUCGGAAAGGACAUUCUCAAGUUCCAUGGAGUUUACUGGCCGGCAUUCCUGAUUGGUGCUGGACUCGAGCCCCCCUCCUCCCUCGUAGUCCACUCUCAUUGGACAGUGGAUGAUGAGAAGAUGUCCAAAACCCUCGGCAAUGUUGUGUCCCCAGUUGUGGCCGCUAAGGACUUUUCGGCGGCCGGACUUCGCUACUUCCUCCUACGAGAGGGAACUCUACACAGUGAUGCUAAUUACAGCAAUGAAAAAGUAUUACGUAAACUGAACGCUGAGUUAGCUGACACUUUGGGGAACCUACUCAACCGAUGCACAGGUAAAACUGUCAACGCAAACCAACACUUCCCCGCAUUUAACCCUGAACAUUACAAGCAAUACUGCGAGAAGGAGGCUAGUGGUUUAGUUGAAUCUCUUCAAAGAAUACCAGAUCUCGUCGGAGAACACUAUGGAAAUUUCAACUACUACAAAGGUGUAGAUGUGAUUAUAUCUUGUCUACACGAGGCGAAUAAGUUUUUUGAAACAAACCAGCCUUGGAAGCUGCGUAAAUCUGCAGAUUGUGCAGACCACCUUAACUGUGUGCUUCACGUUACCAUGGAGACACUACGGGUCUGCGGAAUCGCUCUGCAGCCUAUAGUUCCGCAGAUUGCGCAGCCACUGUUGGACAAACUGAGUAUACCUUUGGCAGAGAGAUCUUGGGACGACAUGAGGAGACUUUCUGUCAAUGAAACCACGUCACUUCUCUCGGACAAUGUAGUUCUGUACAAAAGAGUGCUUGCUAAUAAAUAGGUCUUG
Macrosteles quadrilineatus (aster leafhopper) is the source of this 1812-nucleotide messenger RNA. Its product is annotated as methionine--tRNA ligase, mitochondrial-like. Lineage: Eukaryota; Metazoa; Arthropoda; Insecta; Hemiptera; Cicadellidae. The record is from RefSeq and is a predicted model, not a curated record. Bases 142 to 1806 code for a protein of 554 amino acids. Gene Ontology annotation, biological process: methionyl-tRNA aminoacylation. The transcript has 7 exons. Gene Ontology annotation, molecular function: methionine-tRNA ligase activity; ATP binding.